AUGGCCCAGCUGGAGCUGCUGUGGGCAGCUGCGCUGAUGCUGCUCGGGGCCGCCGUCAGCCUCUGCAUCAAGUGCCAGCUCUCCGGGAGCAGGACUGAGUGCAGGUAUCAGAAUUUCCUGACAGAGGACUGCCUGCGAGGGGACCCUGCCUACGUGGAGCCCCUGUCUCUGGAUUACUACAACUGUGCCCAGUUCUUCACACCACCCAACGAGAAAGAGGAGGAUUCCAAUUCCUAUCAAAACGUCAUCAUUGGAGUGCCUCACGGCUCUGAACUGGUCACCGAUGACACUACCGACUAUGAGAACAGCGCGGCGAUACACAGAUGGAAAGUCCAGCAAGUGGAAGCCCUGCAGGCAGAAAGCCCAGAUGAUGAGCCAGACUACGUCAACACGACCCCUGCGUCAGGCCCUGCCCCGCUGUCAAAGCAAAGGUAA
Eurypyga helias (sunbittern) is the source of this 435-nucleotide messenger RNA. RefSeq names its product linker for activation of T cells family, member 2 (gene LAT2). NCBI's taxonomy places the organism in Eukaryota, Metazoa, Chordata, Aves, Eurypygiformes, Eurypygidae. The record is from RefSeq and is a predicted model, not a curated record. Gene Ontology annotation, cellular component: plasma membrane. Bases 1 to 435 code for a protein of 144 amino acids. The transcript is spliced from 7 exons. Gene Ontology annotation, biological process: B cell activation; calcium-mediated signaling; B cell receptor signaling pathway.